AUGCCGGCGGACGACGCGCCCGCCGCCGACGAUGCGCGCGCCGAGCCGAACGCCCCGCCGCGCCGUCGACUGAAGCGGGAAUUCGACGAGCACUGGCUCGAGCGAUGCCUCGGAGCCCCGGUGGAACGACUCCUCCGCCAAAGGCGCAUCGUCGGAGCGUGCGUCUGCGUCGUGAAGGUCCCGAUGGACGGCGCGCCGGGGGAGACGACGGACGCGGGCGUCGUCCGCGAGUACAUCAGGACGUACGGCUACGCGUCCCUCGAUCCCCCGGGCGGCGCGGGCUCGGACGCAUCGGGACGAACGAACGCGACCCGCCGAACCGACGUCGCGUGGUCAACAGAUCCGCACUCUCCGCGCGCGAGACUCGCGAACAACUACGGCGCGGUCGUCGACCCGAGGACGACGCUGUUCGACGUCGGGUCGUGCGCGAAAAUCUUCCCCGCCGUCGCCAUCGCGCGACUCCGGGACGAUUUGGGCGUUCCGGAGCUGACGCAAGACGCGGACGAUCACCUCCCGCCGGAGCUGGCCCUCGCAUCCAAACACCAAACGCCAAACACGAAACGCGCAGUCACCGUGGGGGACCUCCUGAGGCACACCAGCGGGCUCGUGGACGUCCCAGGGUGCGCAGCGACGACGAAGCCGACGACGACCGUCGCCAAAGCCAAAGCCAAAACCGGAGUCGUCGCCGCGUGGCCGCCCGGACUCAAUCGCGCCGAGUGCGAUCGCAACGUCGCCCUCGCCGCCGCCGUCGUCGAACGCGUCUCGGGACACGAGUCGUACGAAUCCUACGUGCUGAACGAGCUGCGCGUGGGCGUGAAGGACGCGGUGCGGGGCGGGCGACCGAGCUCGUUUCGAAACGCGUACGCCGCUCUCGCCGAAGCCGCGGCCAAACCCGCGGCCGGGCCCAAAACGAAAACAGGCGAGGUCGUCGUCGGCGAGUGCGCGUUCGGCGACGGCGUCCGGGCCGGUCGUUACGUAACGGACGUAACGGACGCCGGGGACGGUACACGCGCGUUGGUUCGACGAGCGGCGUCUCGUCGGGCGGACGCCGCGGACGAGGGGAACGAGUCGGCGGGCGACAGUUCCGUCACCCCGCUGUGGUUGACGGCGUGGGAGAUGCGCGCGAUCGUCGCCGGACUCUUGACCCCGAAUGGGACGCUCGUGCGCACCGAGGCGAGCGUGCGGGACCUCAUCGGGCCAGACGUCGCGUUCCGGUGGCACGGCGUCGACGGGGCGUUCGAGGCGUACGGCUCCGGGUUUGUCGCCGAGACGACGGCGAGCGGUUUGCGACGGCGACCGACGAGGCGAUUUGAUUCGGCGGGUGCACAGCUGUGUACGGGUGCACAGCCGUCAACACGCGGGUGCACAGCUGUGUACGUCAGCUCGGACGACUCGACCGGCGCGGACUCGCUGCUCGCGUUGUUCCCCGAGCACGGGAUCGGGGUUUGGAUCGCGUCGAACACGCGCGAGGAGUGGUGUCGCUGCGGCGGGGGCGGGGGCGGGGGCGGGGGUUUGGGGGAGGUUUGGGACAAACCCCCCGCGGCUGGGCUCGUCGACCCCGCGCGGAGCGACGGGGCGCAGCACGCGUUGAAGAUGCGAAGCGGGCCGGGCGAGGGACCCGGGGGGCAGCCGCGGUUCGCCGAGCUCGUCCUCUCGAGGUUCGUCGACGACUUUAUCCCCGCACCGGGCGACGAAGGCGGUGACUCACCAAGGUGA
Molecule: messenger RNA, 1716 nt
Organism: Micromonas commoda
Lineage: Eukaryota; Viridiplantae; Chlorophyta; Mamiellophyceae; Mamiellales; Mamiellaceae
Exons: 1
Coding region: 1-1716 (571 amino acids)
Source: RefSeq, a predicted model, not a curated record